AUGUUGUCGCUAAUACUUUCUGCUCUACUUGCAUCGCCAGUUGCGCAGGGUCUUGUAGUUCCUCAACUAGUGGAACUACAGAAAAUCGGUACACAGGACGACAUCUUUCCCUACCUAGCGGGUGACGCACCUUACUUCUCAUACCCAAAUGACUAUGGUAUCCCAAGAGAGGCGCCCGAGAGUUGUGAGAUGACUCAGGUUCAGCUGAUCGCUAGACAUGGCGAGAGGUAUCCGUCGAAAAGUAGAGGACGCAAGCUUUUCAAGACUUGGUACAAACUAUCCAACUACACCAAGACUUUCAAUGGCUCUUUGUCCUUCUUAAAUGAUGACUAUGAGUUUUUCAUCCAGGAUUUGGACAACCUCGAACAGGAAACUACGUUGGAGAAUUCUGUGAACCCAUUGAACCCUUAUACUGGUGAAAUGGAUGCAAAACUGCACGCGCGUGAUUUCCUACAGCAGUACGGUAAUCUUCUGGAGAACAAUACUAAUCUGACUGUUUUCGCAACUAGCUCCAGAAGGGUUCAUGAUACUGCUAAAUACUUCAUUGAUGCACUGGGAUCAGAUUACAACGCUACCUUGCAAGUCAUUGACGAAGAGCCCUCAGCAGGUGCCAACACCAUAAGUGCCGGAUAUUCAUGUCCCGCAUGGAAUGAAUCAGCUUUUAGCAACAUAACUGAUGCUUAUUCCGACAAGUACCUGGAAAAUAUCGCUAAAAGACUGAACAAGCAAAAUCCUGGUUUGAACCUGACCAGCUCUGAUUCUUUCAUGUUGUUCAGUUGGUGUGCAUACGAGAUUAGUGCCCGUGGUUACAGUGAUAUUUGCGAUGUUUUCACUCAGGAUGAGCUUAUCAGGUAUUCUUACUACGAUGAUUUGUCAAAUUACUACUCGGAUGGUCCAGGUUACCCAUUAAUUAAGGACGUCGGUUCAAACCUUUUCAACGCCACAGUGAAGCUAUUGAAACAAAGCGAAGAAUUGGAUCAAAAAGCUUGGUUAAGUUUCACCCAUGACACAGAUAUCUUGAACUAUCUGACGACCGUUGGUUUAUUUGAUGAUGGCAACCCAUUGAAUGCUACCUACGUCCCAUUCCGCGACCAUGUAUUCCAUAAGUCUUGGCAAGUUCCAAUGGGUGCAAGAGUAUACACUCAAAAGUUUCAGUGCUCCAAUGAAUCUUACGUUAGAUAUGUCGUAAACGACGCUGUGAUCCCAAUUGAAUCAUGUUCUUCUGGUCCUGGUUUUUCAUGCCCAGAAGAUGACUUUUACGACUACGCCGCCAGUAGAUUACAAGGCUUGAAUUUUGCUGCUGCUUGCGAUGUCACCUCGGUUAGCAACGUCACCAGCUUGACCUACUACUGGGAUUACAAUACCACGAAUUACAAUGCUACGCUUUUAGAUCAGUAA
Torulaspora globosa is the source of this 1398-nucleotide messenger RNA. Its product is annotated as histidine phosphatase family protein. The transcript has a single exon. Gene Ontology annotation, cellular component: fungal-type cell wall. Gene Ontology annotation, molecular function: acid phosphatase activity. Bases 1 to 1398 code for a protein of 465 amino acids. NCBI's taxonomy places the organism in Eukaryota, Fungi, Ascomycota, Saccharomycetes, Saccharomycetales, Saccharomycetaceae. The record is from RefSeq and is a predicted model, not a curated record.